Piliocolobus tephrosceles (Ugandan red Colobus) is the source of this 5170-nucleotide messenger RNA. It is a transcript of the gene CCSAP, whose product is annotated as centriole, cilia and spindle associated protein. Lineage: Eukaryota; Metazoa; Chordata; Mammalia; Primates; Cercopithecidae. Bases 210 to 1022 code for a protein of 270 amino acids. Gene Ontology annotation, cellular component: ciliary transition zone; axoneme; ciliary basal body. Gene Ontology annotation, molecular function: microtubule binding. The transcript has 4 exons. The record is from RefSeq and is a predicted model, not a curated record. Gene Ontology annotation, biological process: regulation of mitotic spindle assembly.
GGCGGCGCCACCACCUCCCGCCUGCUGCUGGAGCGCGGGCAGCCGCGGCGACAUCUUGUUCAGGAGGAAAGCGCGCGGGAGAGCGAGGCGCGCUUUAGCUGCUGCGCCACGCGCACCUCGGGCCUGGGCGCAGAGGAUCGGCCGGGCGUGGCGGGAAGGAGGCUGCGGGCAGCGCGGAGCGGCUGGCGCUUGAGACGGCGGACGGCACCAUGUCCCCGGGGAGCGGGGUGAAGAGCGAGUACAUGAAGCGCUACCAGGAGCCGCGCUGGGACGAGUACGGGCCGUGCUACCGCGAGCUGCUGCACUACCGCCUGGGCCGCCGGCUGCUGGAGCAGGCGCACGCGCCCUGGCUCUGGGACGACUGGGGCCCGGCCGGCUCCUCGGAGGACUCGGCGUCGUCAGAGUCGUCGGGCGCCGGGGGCCCAGCACCCCGGUGCGCCCCGCCCUCGCCCCCGCCGCCGGUAGAGCCGACUGCCCAGGAGGAAGCGGAACGGCGGGCGCGCGGGGCCCCAGAGGAGCAGGGCGCGGAGGCCGGGGACGCGGAGGCCGAGGACACGGAGGACGCGGCUCUGCCAGCACUGCCAGUGAAAGAUGUAGAAGAUAAAUCUGAACAACAAACCAGAACAAGAGAAACUGACAAAUCACCCACCAGUACUGAGCCUCGACAGCAACCAAGUGCCUUAUUUGCUAGAGGAAACAGGAAAGCGGUCAAAAGUCCCCAAAGAUCAUCGAGUAAAAUAAAAGAAAACAAGCAUCCAUUUGCUCUUUAUGGCUGGGGAGAAAAACAGACGGAUACAGGAAGCCAGAAGACUCACAACGUCUGCGCAUCCGCUCCUGUGCACGAGAUUCAUGAAUCAGCAUUACGAGCCAAGAACAGAAGACAGGUAGAGAAAAGGAAACUGGUUGCUCAAAGACAGCGUGCUCACUCUGUGGAUGUGGAGAAGAACAGAAAGGUGAAGGCUUCCUCCUCAGAGAACCCGUGGAUGACAGAAUACAUGAGGUGCUAUUCGGCAAGAGCUUAAAGAAACACUUGCGUGGACAGCCUCUUUUAAAAAGUGUAAAUGACUGAAAGGAAAAACAAAACAAAAACCAUCAAAAGAAACUGGACACAGGUUUAAGAAACCAACUGAUUAUGCAAGGUUUUUUUAGGGAAUUUGUAAAAGAUUGUUUUAUUUUGAUGAAUAUUGGUCACCUACCUCGGCAGUAGGGCAGACAGUUGAAGCCAUAGACAUUUGGUUAUUUAUGAAGAUAAUUCCCUAAAUCUUUGAUAUUCUUAUAAGGGUUUUAUUUUAAAGCAUCUUAAUCUUUUAAGAUACUGACACCAAAUGCCUUUAAAUGGCGACAGAUGCUUACACUUCAGUAUUCUUUUCAUAAGUUUAGGUAGAGCCUAUUUUCAUCUUGUUCUAAAUAACUUUCCAGAUUCCAUAGCUGUAAGAUCAUUCCAUCUUACAGCAUAAGACUCGUUUUCCUUAUUUGCCGUUUUGUUUGUGAAAGAAUAUCAAGUCAAAAAUGAGUGUCAUCACUACUAUUGAUUCCAUGUAUAAUGAAACUAGAACUUUGCUAGUUCCUGAAAAAUUUUAACUUAUUUGUAUUUCAGUUCAGCAGCAUCUUUGUUAGACUGUGAUAUUUAAGAAUUAUGUGGGCUGGGCGAGGGUCUCUUUUUCAGUGAUCAUCUAGGCAGUUAUUAUUUAAUAGUUUAAUAGCUCAAAUACAUUCCAAUAGACAAAGUGCACACAACACAGUUAUGUGUGUAGAGUAGUAGUAAGUUUCUUUUGAGUAGUCAAAGACUCACUUUUUUAUUGCAAGUUUUUGUUUUUGUUUUUUUUAGAACACAUACUGUGGAUUCAGUCCUUUGUCACACUUGACCUUUUGGCAUACACCCACUGUGGACUUUUGCCUCUUCUGUAAUGGCUGGCAAUGACAUUUCGAACUUACAAUCUGGAAUUGCAUUUGGUACACUGGCAUUGCUUGUUCCACUGGGAUGGGGACCAGUGUUAAGAUGCCUGUUAGACAGACUGCCCACCUCUACUUUCUCUACUUUUUCUUUACAGCACUUAACAAUAACAAAGUCUUGAUGAUGUACGAUGUACAGUAUUCAAACUUUAGGUUGAAAUACAUUACUCUUUGAUUCCUAGCCAGUAGAUCUUAUCUACACUUCAAUGGGAGAGAAUGGUGGUGUGUGGAUAGGCAGAAAUUUAUGUAAAUAGUGCUCCUUCUCUUUAGUGUGUUUACUUUGGGGGUAGAAAAUGUUUUAACAAACACUGGUUUCCAUCAAAUGAAUAUCUUCUCCAUCCUGUGGAGACAAUCUGCUAGAAGGACGUGUGCUAAGUUUCUUAUAAGAGAUAAGAAAGGUGCUUUGCCUGUGCCAGCUUGGCACCGAAGAUGUGUGAGUGGACGUGAGGCUGAGCAUUACCUUGGUAUUUUUCUCUGGGUCUUUGGAAGACCAUAGUCAGUUUUUAGUACAGAUCGCUUUCAUUCCCCAUAAAAUCUUCACACGUGAUCAUAACUGUUUAAGCUUUGAAAACACAUACUGAAGUUUUGUGAGCUUAAAAAACCUUUUAAAAUAUUUGUGUAGUUUGGAGGUGAAUUUGUUUCCUUAGAGAUCUUUCCUAAUCAUUGAGAUGCAUAUUUCAAACGAGGAAAUUUUACAUGUUGUCCAAAACAGCCUUGCUAGUAACUGGUGAAUUUUGGUAUUAACUAUUAUUAAAGUCUUUAAACGACACAGGUACCUAAAGAUCACCUUCAUGUGGCAAUUUGUGAUGGUGUAGCUAGCUGAUUGUGAAAACUGUUCCUUUAAAGUCGCUUCUUGCAUGUUCGGUGUUAGCCAUCCAGCUCAGGCUUGUGUUGCAGCUGACAAUCUAGGAAAGACGGCCUUAGAGAGUGGUUCAGACCCCACACUGACGGAUUGCCUUAGAAACCCAACUUCCUCUAGACUUUGAACAGCCAGACUUUUCUCUUGUUUAGAAAACAAAGUUGUAUUUAAUGUACUUACUACUUAAAACUCCAGACAGAGAGAAAACAUAGAAGGCAAUUAUGGGCAAAUUUUUUCCUCUUUUUAAGUGGAAGACAAAUGAAUGGGAUUUUUAAAGUACUUUUAAAGUGCAUGAAUAGUGAAUAAAUCAGUAUGAAUUGUAAGCCUUCAUCUUACGUCCAAGUCCUUAGUUGGUUAGGGCUUCUUUUCUUUCUUUCUUAAAGAGUGGCAAUUACCUUUUGAAGCUGUGCAGAUUUUAUAGUUGUUACAAUUUGAUGAUCCUACUUUUUUCUUUUUAUUCUAGAAAUGAAUGUGGUUGUAAUCAUGUUCCUAAUUCUUGGGACAACCUGCAAGACAGUGAGAUAGUUUAAAAACUACCUUUCAUGUUGAAAAAGCCUGAAACCGAGAAUCCAAUGAUACUUAAAAAUAAAUGCUACAUAAAACUCUUCAAAAAUUUUGAUUUUAAGUUCUUAAUUAAAACAAUGUCAUAAAUAUGUUUUUUGUUUUUUAUGUUACCAAUUUUAAUAUAAGAUAAAAGUAACAGAAUAUUGAAGCAAUAUUGUCUAGCACUCUGCUGGACAUUAAGUCUGCGGGUGAGAAGUGAAUGGAAUCGAUUCUUUGUCUUUUAACUGCCCUUAUUUAGGAGCUGUUAAAAUACUUGGCACCUCUGGUUAUAUGUAUGUUCUCCCCCCUAAAAUUUCUAAGCACAUGAUUCAUUUUAAAAAUGAAUAGAUGUAUAAUAGGCUAUAGAUGAUCUUGCAUAUUAUGUAGGAGGCACAUAUUUAUACCAUUUCAUAUGUAGUAUCUUUGUCAUUGUGUUCCAUCAAAGAACACAAAUGCUAGCAACUUGAAGGGUAUUAUACUUAGGUCACUUGAACUCAGCUGACUGAAUUGUAAGAAAGAGAGCAAGCAACAUGGCUGUUAUUGGAAGCCAUAACUUCCAGAAGAGAAUUCUGCACAAUUUGUACGUUAAGAAAAAUCUGUAGGGUCUUCCACUAUCCUUUUUUAGGUUGAUAAUGCUGUACUGGGCACAGAUUUUGUAAUUUAUGUUACAAAGUCUGUUGUAUGUUAUGGUACCGUCACCUCUCAGUAUCCAUGGGGCAUUGGUUCCAGGCCUCCCUUAGGAUGCCAAACUCCACGGAUACUCAAGCCCCUUCUAUAAAAUGGUGUAGAAUUUGCAUAUAACCUAGACACAUCCUCCUGUAUACUUUAAAUCAUCUCUAGAUUACUUAAAAUACCUAAUACAAUGUAAAUGCUAUGUAAAUAGUUGUUAUACUGUAUUGUUUAGGGAAUAAUGACAAGGAAAAAAAAGCCUGUACAUGUUCAGCACAAAUGAAACCAUCCUUUUUUCCCUCAAAUAUUUUCAGUUUGUAUUUGGUUGAAUCCAUGGAUGCAGAACUCACGGAUACAGAGGGUCAACUGUACUUUCUUUAAAAUGUUCAAAAGUAUUACCAGCAAAGAGGAGGGGGAGCAAAGCCCAUAUCAGAAUUAAAACAAUUUUUCUUGUUGACUACUUUGGUAAAAAACAGUUUGAUGCAUAGUUUUACAUUUCACUGGACUAGAUAAAAAAUGGUGCUAAUAUUUAUGUAGCUUGAUGCUGUAGUUGCUUUGGUAUCAAACUUAAUACCUGAUCCAUAUAAGGCCCUUACUAUAUAAUUUUGUGAUCAGUUAAAUGAUAUUUUAAAGAGUGAUCUUCAAAAUAUGACCUGGUCAUUUCACAAUGUUUGCAUUUGAAAUGAAUUUUUGUACUACAGGGUGGAUAUGGAGUUAUUCAGUGCAAGUGUGUGCUUAAUACCAAACCCUAUGCAAGGAGUUAUGUCUAGAUUUUUGGUCCAAAUUUGCCUCCUUCAAGCCUGCUAGUGUGAGAUGGAAACAAAUCGAUUGCUCUUUUAAUAUUAUUUCCAUUUUGAAAUUCUGGACACUUGAAUGAAGACAGUAGAGGCCUCAUUUUGGAUUUCUCUUAUAAUAACAAAACUUUAUUUAGGGAAGGUUUCCCUGUGCUAUUGUAAGUUUGUUUUGAGCACUGCAUUCACUUUAAAAAUCUGGAGGAACAAAGGCUGGGCACAUAUAAUCACAAAGCCCAGGCCACACAGUAAUUCGGGGUUGUAUUUUCUAAGAACUAUGUAUUGUUUUUAGCUUAUAGUUAAUAUUGUAUUUACUUGGAAAAAUGUGAAUAAAGUUAAUUAACAUUACAGGCUG